AUGUCCUGCGAAACAAUCAAAUCGCUUCUUUCUGAGUGCCAGCAGAAUAAUGCUGAUGAUGUCAGCAAAUGCAAAUGGGCUGAAAAGGCUCUUCAGUUAUGUACCAAACAGACAACUCUGGAAAAUGAGUUGUCUUUGAUUGAAAAAAGCUUGUCAGAGGCUCCGAGAACUCCAGCAAAGAAAAUCUGUUGCUCCUGCCCCGAUAUUAAAAAGAUUAGAGACAGUUGUCUCAUCACAAACGGAGAAGAUAAUGCCGAAUGCAAAUAUUUAAUCACAGCCUACAGAUUAUGUCUACGAGACGUAGGCUUCAGCAGAGAACAAGCAAACUUGUAG
Messenger RNA from Naegleria lovaniensis, 333 nucleotides. RefSeq lists its product as uncharacterized. The record is from RefSeq and is a predicted model, not a curated record. The transcript has a single exon. The coding region runs from base 1 to 333 and encodes 110 amino acids. Lineage: Eukaryota; Heterolobosea; Eutetramitea; Acrasida; Naegleriidae. Gene Ontology annotation, molecular function: copper ion binding; copper chaperone activity. Gene Ontology annotation, cellular component: mitochondrial intermembrane space.